Molecule: messenger RNA, 1418 nt
Organism: Acaromyces ingoldii
Lineage: Eukaryota; Fungi; Basidiomycota; Exobasidiomycetes; Exobasidiales; Cryptobasidiaceae
Exons: 1
Coding region: 120-1229 (369 amino acids)
Source: RefSeq, a predicted model, not a curated record
GCUCCGAUGCCAGUCGAUCCCGGACGCGACUUCUGCCUAUCUUAUCUCCAGCAAGUAGACUUGUCCACGGAGUCCGAUUUUCUCACAAUUGCUCAUGAAGACGAAUAUUCAGCAGACGAAUGUUUCAGCAGACGAAUAUUUCAGCAAGCGCAGAGGACAGGAUCUCAUACAGCAAGCAAUCGAACCGGGAUCAAGGAAAUCGAAGCGAGGGUGGGGGAGAUUGUGAAUCACUGCUUGGAGCUCCACGUGAUUGUUCGUCCACGUGGGCCGUUGUGGUCGUAGACGGCCAAGGCGGUGUCGCCAUCGAUGGCCAUGAUGCCAGGCCAAGUGCCCUUGCUGACCGUCGCUGGCCUGCCCCAUUUGAUCUUGCCCGAGUGGGGCGGUCCGCCGAAGAUGGCCUUUACGGUCGAGCCCUUUGUCAACGGGUCCUCGUCGGUACCGCAGACGAUGACGAGCGAGCCGUCCUGGUAGGCUGCAAUCUGCGGCGAGCCCGUGUUCUUGCCCGGCGUGGGCGCGUAUACCUCGUGCCGGUUGAUCCACGUCGCACCGUCGUCGUACGACAGAGCUGCUUCCACAGAGAAGCUCCGGUGGCGUGUCGUCUCAAAGACGAGGACGAGGCAUUCGCGGUCGCCGUCGCGGGUGCUGGCGAUGCCUGUCAUGCCGUCUCGGAGACGCUGGUCCCAGCCCUCGCAGCACCUGGGCUGGGUCCAGGUUGCCCCUCUGUCUUCCGAGACAACGAGCAUCGAGUCUUGCUGGUGCUCGUUGUGCUCGUGCGAGUACAGCAGCUGCACCUCGCCUCUCUUUCCCAGCCGCAUGAAUGGCUCCCAGAUGCCAAAUGGCGGGGCCUUUUCGGCCGCUUGCGAGGUAAAGUUCCACGUCUUUGCUCCGUCGAGCGAAUGGCAGACCGUGAUGCGGUAGUGCGCGCCGCCCUCGUCGUGGUUCCGAAAGGCCGCCAGGACGCAGGGCGGCUCCUUGCCAUCACGGCUCGGCACCUCCAAAAGGAAGAGGUUGUCGACAUCGCCCUUUCCCCUCGUCACCUCGGCGAGGUCGUGGAACGUCUUGCCAUUGUCUGUGCUCUUGGAGAUGCAGAGGAUCCGUUCGGGUCCAUUGAAGCGCGUGAAGCCCGCAAGGAUCGACCCGUCGGCCAGCCUGGCCAGGCGAGGAUAGGUCCCGGCCACUUUGCCAUCCGUCAAGGGCCGCUCAUCGUCGUUGAUCUGGCCUUUGCCUGAGGUUGUCGAGCGGGACUUGCCUGCCGACGACGACUGCUGAACGAACUGCUUGAGGGCACCUCCGAUAGUGGGCAUGGUUGCGCGGAUGCCACUGACUGGCCAAGGAGGGUGGUGUGGAUGCGGUGCAGCACCUCCGCCUCCACAUGCCCGUCACCGCCUCGGCGCUUUCGCCCGCGUGGCGUACUCUUC